UUUCAAGCCUUUAUUUCUAUUUAAUAUGAUUUUCUGCCUACAGUUACUAAAAACAUUCAGAUUUAAGCUCAGAAUAUUACAUCAGAGCAAUAAAAAACAUUUUCAUACAGAAAUGUGGGAUGAAUUAAAAGUAUGUUUAAUACCUGCAGAAAGGAUCUUUUUAAAGUUUCUUUUAAUCUGACAAACAAGCCUUGUUGGAACACAUUUGUUAAUUAUAAGAGUUUCUUGGAGAGGAGCAGCUGGUGAGCAACAUCAUCUCAGCUCAGAUGGGACCAAGAAAAGUUGCUUCUUUCCUCUUUAGAGAAACGUGUCCAGGAGUCGUCAGCUUCUCCUGUUUGCUGCUCCUGGACCUCCAGUUAUGGGUUCUGUGGUGAGAACAGCAGGAAGUUUGGUUCUCCAGAUAACUGAGACCAACAACACGCUGAUGAAGCUUCUCAGGACAGAAAGUAAAUCUAUAUAAACUCAGCUGAAGACGGGGAGACUUAUCUGACUUCCUGCUGUAGCAGCAGCUGUCGCUCAAACUGCUGCUCAGAAAUAAGACAGAGACUCUGCUGAGGUUCUCCUCCUUCAGUUCCUCCAGUUCUCCUCAGACUCACAGAGACCUGCUCUCCCUGAGGAUCUCAUCCAACAUGCAGCUCUUCCUCCUGCUCUUCCUCCUGAUCCGUGAAGCCGUGGCCUCCUCGGUGCCUGGCUGCCGUGGCGACAGGGAUAAGGACCACCGGUCCAGGGAGAACUGCACUGGAGCCGGGUUCACAGACAUCCCAGCAGGACUGGAACACAAGACGCAGGUUCUGUUGUUUCCAUACAACCUGUUCUCCACUCUGUCCUGGACCUCCUUCCAGAUCUUUACAGAAAUCUAUGAGAUUGACCUUACGGCCAACAAGGUUCCAGAGGUGAGCCCCGGUUCUGGUCCUAUCCUGCCCGGUCUCAGUGUCCUCCGGCUGGGAUCGAACCGCCUGACGUUCCUCCAUGACGGCUCCUUCACAGCAUGUCCUGCUCUGACUGAACUUUACCUGGAGAACAACUCCAUCACAUCUCUGACUGACCAGACCUUCUCUGGGCUCAGCAAGCUGGAGAUUCUAGACCUGACCAGCAACCAUAUCUCAAUACUUCCUGGUCUCAUGCUUCACCCUCUGCCAGCCAUAGAAACUCUCUACUUGGAGACAAACCAGAUCAAGGUGAUGCCAGAUGGUUGGUUCAGCCAGAAGGAGGAGGUGCCAUACCUCUACCUCUCAGAAAACCCCUGGACCUGCUCCUGUUCCCUUGGUUACUUACGCAGAUAUCUGGAGGACUAUGAAGCCAACGUCUACGUCAGAGAUGGCCUGAUCAUCAGCAGCGAUGUAGACAGUGUGGUCUGUGACUCUCCACAGCGGCACCAGGGGAAACCUGUGAUAACCUUAGAAGAGUCUGAUCUAUGCUCACCUUCAGCAGCAGAACCAGAACCACCUGGAGACGUCUACCAGCCAAUGACCAAAGUUUUUCUAGACGAGAUGACUUCAGUACCUUCAGUCGACCUUUCAACUCCAGAACCUACGCUACAUACAAGUUCUGUUGCUCCAACCGCUCCUUCUACUCCUGAACCCACAACCACUGAACACAUGACCUCUGCAUUUCCAGAGCUGCCAGCCCAGUUCAGAGUGGUGACACGGUCCUGGUACCAAACCUUCACCAGUCUCCUGGAAUGGUCGUAUCGUUCCAGGUCUGAGAUAAAAACAGAAAGAUCAUUUGUUGGGUUGUUUGUUCAGACCACACAUCCGAUUCCUAUGACUUCCAGACCUUCAACAACACCGUUCACAACAACUACAAACGUUCCUUCAACCGGAACAUCAGCGACGCUCCAGAUGAUCCCAGCAGCUGCAACAACUGGGACAACGAGCACAACGGGGACUGCACUGGUUUCAAACCAGUCUGUCGGCAUCAGGCAGCUUUUUAAAGUGACUUCUGCAGGAGGUGGAGCGGUGUUCUGUGUCUGGCUGUUUGCAGGAUGUCUGCUGCUCUGCAUGUCUUCAGCAGCGUUGGUCCUGGUGACCGUGGUGAGGCUGAUCAUCUGGUACAAGAAGGUCUACAAGCCGCUGAGUCUCACAGUAGCAAGGAGGAAGAAAGGCGGGGAAGGUGUAGCUCUGUUGCUGAAGAAUAAGAGGGAAGAGAACGCAGUGGCAGGAGAUGGAGGGGUGGUGGCGCUGUAUCGCUCUUUGCUGUUUGUCAACAGAGAGGGAGGAGACAUGGUGGAGGGGGAGGAGAGAAACAAAGGACAGAUUAUUACUCUGAAGCUGACAGGAGGAGAAGAAACAGGAGACAGAAGAGGGCCGGAGGACGGAGGAGUUCACAGGAAGACCAUGUACCGACUGUUUAGCAGAGAGGAAGAGAUCGAGGGGUGGAGGGAGGUUGUAGAGGAGUGUCGGGUCUCUGCAGAGGAUGGAGGCAGGAAGAGAGAAAUCAGGAGGCAUGAGGAGCCGACAGGUGGUGCAGGUGGAGUCACUAAAAAACGCUACAGCGUGAUUCUACGUGAGGAGAGGGAGGAGGCGGGGGGAGGGGUGGAGGAGCUGGACUGGGUGGUGGGAGGAUGGGAGGUGAAAAGAGGAGCAGAGGGGGGUCCAAGGAGCAGCUGGGGGCGGUGGCUAGCUGAAAAUGUACCCAGCAUGCCGUGGGGGCUCAGUGCACCUUCUGAGGAGGAGGCAGCAGCAGAGUGAUGCUGCAAAGAUGGAGGCGUUUUACUCGGCUGUUUGGUUUGUUGUUUCUGAUUAUUUUAAAGGACACCAGGAGUAAUAAUUCAUUACUUUAUUUCAGCCAUGUUCACAUUUACACACCAUGAUACAUAUUUAUUCUUUGAACUGGUUUAUGUUUUACUGUUUUUAUUCUCCUGUUAGAUUCUUCCAUAAUUUAACUCCUUAUUGAAAUGCACAAACCUUUUAACAUCCUUCUAACACCAUGAAUGUUUAAUUCAGUUUCCCUCUUAGAUUAUAUCCUCCGUCUCGCUAUGCAAACUGUUUCAAUAUUGUUUUAGGAAGUAAAUCAUUUCUCACUUUAAUAUUAUUUAUGCUGUUUUAAACUGAAUAAAAGAUUGAAAUUUCAAA
This is a messenger RNA of Girardinichthys multiradiatus, 3074 nucleotides long. Its product is annotated as platelet glycoprotein Ib alpha chain-like. Gene Ontology annotation, molecular function: protein binding. The transcript has 6 exons. Bases 630 to 2690 code for a protein of 686 amino acids. The record is from RefSeq and is a predicted model, not a curated record. Lineage: Eukaryota; Metazoa; Chordata; Actinopteri; Cyprinodontiformes; Goodeidae.